UAUACAGACAAGAAUGAGAGAAUUUACUUAUAUAAGAGAGAAAAAAGGAAAUAUUUGACACGACAAUUUUAAUUUGAAAGAGAAGCCAAGAGAGAGGACUGGGUUUUAGGGUCUCUUCGCUGCAACCUAUUCUCCUUCGUUUCUUCUUCGACGUGAUUCGAUUCUCACACUACUCUUUCGCAAACAAAGACAUCGCUUGCCAGAUUAGAUCUCAUAUUCUUUAGGUUUCUUCGACGGGCUUAUGUACGGUUUCAACCGAAGAGUAGAUUUGAUCGCUUGCCAGAUUAGACCUAGUUUGGGGUAUUAUAGGGCUGUAAAUUUUGCAAACUAUAAGAUUUAUUAUCGCUAGCGCGCUGAAGAUAUGGGUAUGGAUAAGGAGAAUACGAGCCCGCUUUUAUUUGACUUCUCCAAAAAUUGCUUUAAAGUUGCAAACCUUACUGAUGAAGAAACCAUUCUCAACCCUCCUCAUCCUGUAAACGUUUCCAACUUAAAAGAUCGAUAUUUACUUGGGGAACAAUUAGGCUGUGGUCAGUUUGGUGUCGUCAGAGUAUGUUCUGAUAAGUUCACUGGAGAGAGGCUUGCUUGCAAGUCCAUCUCUAAAGACACACUUGUUACUCAAGACGACAUAGAUAGUAUCGAACUCGAGAUUGCUAUUAUGGCCAAGUUAGCUGGGCGGCACCCAAACGUUGUGAAUCUUAAAGCGGUUUACGAGGAGGAAGAUUCCGUGCAUCUUCUGAUGGAACUAUGCGCAGGCGGUGAGCUUUUUGACAGGAUCGAGAAAUCUGGAAAGUAUUCGGAGUUCCAUGCUAGGGUGCUCUUCAAGCAAUUGAUGCAAGUGGUCAAGUUCUGUCACGAUAGCGGUGUUGUCCACAGAGAUUUGAAACCUGAGAACAUUCUUAUGGCCACAAUGUCUUCUUCAUCUCCUAUCAAACUGGCUGAUUUUGGGCUCGCAACCUUUAUAAAGCCUGGGGAAAAGUUGAGCGGCACAGUUGGCAGUCCUUUUUACGUUGGCCCUGAAGUGUUGUCAGGGGGAUAUUAUAACCAAGCUGCUGAUGUAUGGAGUGCAGGCGUUAUUUUGUACAUUCUUCUCAGUGGAGUACCUCCCUUUUGGGGAGAGACUGACUCAGAGAUUUUUGAUGCUGUGGGGGCUGCAGAUUUGAGUUUUUCUGAAGAGCCAUGGGACCAUAUAACUUCAUACGCCAAGAAUUUGAUCUGGGGGAUGCUUUGUGUUGAUCCUUCCCAAAGGUUAACAGCUGAUGAAGUACUAGCUCACCCGUGGUGGAUGGAGCAAUUAUCUGAAUCAGGAUAUGAUCAGGAGGAUGGGUUUGGCUGUGAAGGAUUGGAGAAUGAUGGUGGAUGCUCUUUCUCCACACAAUGUGUAUCUCGAGAACAAGAUUCUAGCUUUAGUAGCAUGGCACAAUUAGAUUGCAAAUCAUCAUUCUCGUCUUUCUCCACACAAUGUGUAUCUCGAGAACAAGAUUCUAGCUUUAGUAGCAUGGCACAAUUAGAUUGCAAAUCAUCAUUCUCGUCUUUCUUACCUGCUGCUGAUAACAACACACUGCCAAAUUCCGGUUUUGGUGGGUUUUCUUUUGAUGGGAACCAACCCUCAGCUGGAAAACUUGGAGACUCAAGCCCAAAGAGGUCACCAGAUUCUUCUUCACAACUUGAUAGGCGUGAGGAAGCAGGGGAGAAUCAGACGGAAGCAGCAGGAAAGUCAGAGACGAAGAAGGGAAAGAGGAAAUUAACUGGUCAAAAAUGUCAGGACUGCACAGCAAAAAGAAAGAAGAUAACUGUUAUCAGUAGUAAAAUAUUGUAUGUACUCUGA
Messenger RNA from Camelina sativa (false flax), 1825 nucleotides. RefSeq names its product calcium-dependent protein kinase 11-like. Lineage: Eukaryota; Viridiplantae; Streptophyta; Magnoliopsida; Brassicales; Brassicaceae. Gene Ontology annotation, biological process: protein phosphorylation. Gene Ontology annotation, molecular function: ATP binding; protein kinase activity. The record is from RefSeq and is a predicted model, not a curated record.